This is a messenger RNA of Chaetura pelagica (chimney swift), 562 nucleotides long. RefSeq names its product ATP synthase, H+ transporting, mitochondrial Fo complex, subunit d (gene ATP5PD). Gene Ontology annotation, biological process: proton motive force-driven ATP synthesis. Gene Ontology annotation, molecular function: proton transmembrane transporter activity. NCBI's taxonomy places the organism in Eukaryota, Metazoa, Chordata, Aves, Apodiformes, Apodidae. The record is from RefSeq and is a predicted model, not a curated record. The transcript has 5 exons. The coding region runs from base 4 to 489 and encodes 161 amino acids.
GCCAUGGCGGGCCGCAGAGCUGCCAUCAAGGCCAUCGACUGGGCCGCCUUCGCCGAGAGGGUGCCCGCCAACCAGAAGGCCAUGUUCAACGCCCUGAAGACCCGCAGCGACGCCCUGACGGCCCGGUUGGCUGCCCUGCCAGAGAAGCCCCCAGCCAUUGACUGGGCUCACUACAAGGCUGUUGUUGCCAAAGCUGGCAUGGUGGAUGAGUUCCAGAAGAAGUUCAGUGCCCUAAAGGUUCCUGAGCCUGUGGAUACACAAACUGCCAACGUUGAUGCCCAGGAGAAGGAAGCUGCAAAGAGCACAGCUGAGUAUAUUCAGGCUUCCAAAGCCCGCAUUGCCCAGUACGAGCAGCAGCUGCAGAAGCUCAGAAGCAUGAUUCCCUUUGAGCAGAUGACAAUUGAAGACUUGAACGAUGCCUUCCCUGAAACCAAGCUGGACAAGGAGAAAUAUCCCUACUGGCCCCACAAACCCAUUGCUGAUCUGUAAACAGUUGGUCUCACAGCUGUCAGACUCAAUGAUUGUUUAAAUAAAGUGCUUUCCCUCCUGCCUGGGGCUCAGA